AUGUUAGCGAAAUUACUUCUUCUCGCUUUGGCGGGACUCACUGCUGCCUACGAGUACGAGAACCACUUCAGCGGCUAUAAGAAUGGAUUCGAAUACGGGUACCAGAACGCCUACCAGGCUGCGUUCUACAAGUACCGUCCGAAUGUAACUGAAUUCGAGUUCAGCUCGUGGAUGCCAAACCGCGAGUACGUCUACAAUGUGACGUCCAAGACCAUGACCGCUCUGGCGGAACUGGACGACCAAUGGACUGGGGUCUUCACCCGUGCAUACUUGGUUGUUCGUCCUAAGAGCCGGGAUUAUGUCGUUGCCUACGUCAAACAGCCCGAAUAUGCCAUGUUCAAUGAGCGUCUGCCACACGGAUAUGACACCAACAUGCAUAGAAAUUUCAACUUCCGCCCAAUGCCCAUGAGCACCAAGCCAUUCGGAAUUCGGUACCACAAGGGAGUCAUCAAGGGACUGUACGUCGAGCGGACCGUACCUAACAAUGAAGUGAACAUCCUGAAGGCUUGGGCCAGCCAGUUGCAAGUUGACACCCGUGGUGCCAACCGAAUGCACUCUAGCCAGCCUGUUCAUCCAUCCAAGGGUGAAUGGAACGGUCACUACAAGGUUAUGGAGCCGCUAGUUACUGGUGAAUGUGAAACUCACUACGACGUCAAUCUGAUCCCCGCCUACAUGAUCCAGUCUCACGAAUACUGGGUUCCACGACACCAACUGCGCGAAGAAGAUGACCAGUUCAUUCAAGUCAUCAAGACUCAAAACUUCGACCGUUGCGAGCAGCGCAUGGGAUACCACUUUGGAUUCACCGGAUACAGCGACUUCAGGCCCAACACAAACCAAAUGGGAAAUGUUGCUUCUAAAUCAUUGGUAUCUUACAUGUACCUAACUGGAAACUGGUACAACUUCACCAUUCAAUCAUCCAGCAUGAUCAACAAGGUCGCCGUAGCUCCUUCUCUUGUGAAUAAGGAACCAGCUAUUGUGUUCGCUCAAGUCAACUUGACGCUUCAUGAUGUUCACAUGUAUGAUAAGGUCCCAAUGGGUCCUGCUGAGGAUCAGAAAGUCUUUGUUGAUCUAGUCUACAGCUACAACUUGUCAAGCGAUAAGAAAAACAACGUUCGCCCGGGCAACGAGACUGAAUCUUCGUCGUCGUCGUCGUCAUCGUCGUCUUCCUCUUCAUCGUCCUCAUCAGAAUCAAGCUCCAGCUCCAGCUCCAGCUCCGAGUCUGAGGAAAACCCGAAAGUAAGCCCAGUUGAACAAUACAAAGCUCAGCUGGAUCGUGUUGAGAAACGUGGAAACCGUAACCGCCGUGAUCUGAACGCAAUCAAGGAAAAGAAGUACUACGAAGCCUACAAACUGGAUCAGUACCGUCUGAGUCGAUUGAACGAUACUUCGUCCGAUUCCAGCAGCUCUGAUGAUUCUUCAUCAUCUAGCUCUUCGGAAUCCCAUGAGCGCCGCAAUGGCACCUAUUCCGAUUCCAGCUCCUCAUCAUCAUCUUCUUCUUCCGACUCAUCAUCGUCGUCUGAUUCGUCGUCUUCUUCCUCGGAAUCUUACUCUUUGAGCAGCGAAGAAAUCUACUACCAGCCAAUACCGACCAACUUCACUUACGCUCCUGAAGCCCCGUUCUUGCCAUUCUUCACCGGAUACAAGGGAUACAACAUCUUCUAUGCACGAAAUGUCGACACCCUGCGAACGGUCGGCAAUCUUGUCGAGGAAAUCGCCAAUGACCUGCAAAACCCAUCCACCUUGCCAAAGGCCAACACACUGAGUAAAUUCAACAUCCUUACUCGCGCAAUCCGUGCCAUGGGAUACGAAGAUAUGUACGAGUUAGCUCAGAAAUAUUUCGUUUCCCAGAAGGAACGUCAAGUGGCCCAGUUCUCUGAUAAGAAGUUCAGCAAGCGUUCCGACGCUUGGGUGGCAAUGCGUGACGCCCUUGCCGAAGCCGGCACUCCAUCCGCCUUCAAACUGAUUUGUGAUUUCAUCAAAGAGAAGAAACUUCGUGGUUAUGAAGCUGCUAUUGUGGUUUCUACUCUGGCCCAAUCCAUCCGCUUCCCAACUGAACAGCUCAUGCACGAGUUCUUCCUGUUGGUAACCAGUGAUGUCGUCUUGCACCAGGAAUAUUUGAAUACUACUGCUCUGUUCGCGUUCUCCGAAUUCGUCAACAGAGCUCACGUAAGCGACCGCUCAGCCUACAACUACUACCCAGUAUUCAGCUUCGGACGUUUGGCUGAUGCCGAUUACAAGAUCGUCGAACACAAGAUUAUUCCUUGGUUUUCACACCAAUUGCGGGAGGCCAUCCACAAUGAAGACAGCAUCAAAAAACAAGUCUACAUUCGCUCUCUUGGAAACCUUGGCCAUCCUGAGGUGAUGUCAAUCUUCGAUCCAAUAAUUAACUCUACAAUUGAACUUACUGUUGCGGACCGUUUGAAUAUAAUUAUUUGUCUUGACGCAUUAAUUAAAAGCGUACCAGAAGAUCUCGUAGAGACGUUGUUCGGAGCCUACCAGAAUAUCGCCGAUACCAACGAAAUACGUAGCACUGCUGUUUAUAUGUUGAUGCGCACCAACCCACCAGCUCAUGAGCGCAUGGCUGAAUUCACUCACUACGACCCAAGCCCCUACGUACGAUCUGCCGUCAAGUCCGCCAUUGAAACUGCUGCUAUGGCCGAUGACUAUGAUGAUAAUUGCGAACUUGCCAACAACGCCAAGGCUGCUCUCCCAUUCCUGAUGGCAGAAGAUGCCAGCCCUCAGUUCUCUAACCAACCACAUCCGCAGCUACUUGUGAAGAAUCUUGAUCUCUCCUAUCGCAUGUACUACGGAGAAAUCGCUUCCGAUGACCAUCGUUACCCGAAGGGUAUGUUCUAUCACUACACGUGAAAGCAACAAAUGGGUGGAUUCAAAAGGAAGUACCUCCACUUUUACUACAUGCUUUCGAGCAUGGAAGCUUUCUUCGAUCUCUUUGAGAAGCAAUUCAGCACUAAAAACUUUGCUGACUAUUACAAAUCGGCUGACUACAGCACAAACUUCUACAACUUUGACAAAUACUCCAAAUAUUACAAGCAGUACUACUAUAACAAGGAUAGCGAAUACUACCAGAAGUACCACGGGCAGAAAAAGGACUUUAACGAUAAGGAACCGCCCAUGUUCACCGCACCUCGUAUUGCCAAACUGCUCAACAUUGAUGCCAGAGAAGCUGAGAAAUUGCAAGGACAAUUUUUGCUCAGGUUAUUCAAUGGAUACAUCUUCCACGCGUUCGAUAACCAGACAAUUGAAAACAUCCCGCAUAAACUGAGACAUUUGUUUGAAGAUUUGGAAGAUGGCUACGCCUUUGACCUCACCAAAUUCUACCAACAGCAAGAUGUUGUUCUUGCCUGGCCGUUGUAGCUUGGUUUUCCAUUGUUACUACUGAAAGCUCCAACUGUUGUGGUCGAAAGGGUGGGUACUGCCAGGACUCACCCGCAAGUUUACAAACAGCCAGCUGGUCAUCCUGAAAACGAAAAUGAUGACUUCUUCUACAUCCCUCAGUCGUUGAACGGAUCUGUAGAUGUGAACUUGUUGUACCACCGCAUGGUUGAUGCCAAGGUUGGAUUCAUCACUCCAUUCGAUCACCAACGCUACAUUGCUGGCUACCAGAAAAAACUGCAAGGAUAUCUUCCCCUCAACGUUGAAUUGGAUUUGGACUUUGUCAAUGAUGAGUAUGAGAUGGAAAUGAAGUUCCAGGAUCCUAAAGAAGAUCAUUUGUUGUUCCACUUGAGCUCAUGGCCCUACACAGGAUUCAAAGACAUCACCGAUAUGCGCCCCAUUGCUGAAAACCCGAAUGCCAGAAUUGUGCACGACGAUGAUCAAACCACCAAGACCUUGGAGCACACUUUCGGUCAAGAUAUGACCGGUGUUGCUCUACGACUCCACGCAAAAUACGAUUCUGACCUCGUCAGCAUGCAACAGUUCUGGAACAUGAUCCAGAAGCACGACUUCGUCUCUGCUGUCAACCAUCCGUUCAUUUACCAACCAUAUGAAUACCAUCAGGUGAAUCUGUACUACGAUGCUCAACGCUCUCAUGCGAAAUCGUUCAAAUUCUUCGCUCAUCAGGGGUUCGUUGCCUGGCUUUCGAAGGAAACCAGGCACCAAAAGCAAUAACCACGCCGCGCGCACUCCGGAAGCUACUACGAAUCAAAUUAUAGACCCUUCGUAUACGGUGCGGGCGACCAACGUCACUCGGAACAGUUCUUACGCAAUUCUGCAUACCAAUUGUUAGAAGCAGUUUCUGUCAAUUAGCCCGACUUUGGUUUCGAGUUCUACGCUCCACAGCAGAAGAGUGAAUUUGUUUUCUCCACCGCAUUCGCCGAUAGUCCAGUAGAUUACACCUCUCGUCAGUUGUACUACUUCUAUGCCAGCCCAAUGUUCGCCAGCCAAUCAUUCUUCAAGGAUAUUCCAUUCAAGGGAAAACAGUUCCAGCUCUGCGCAACAGCUACAAGUGAAUUCCCCCGAGUUCCAUAUCUUAAGUUCUCGGACAUUGACAAGUAUUAUGGAGACGCUACUCUGGUACCCGACAUAUUGUGCAGUGAAUCAUUGAUACCCGAAGGUGGAGCCCACAUUUCAGUUAAGGGAAAGCAGAAGCAGACCAGUAAAUAUCGCGACUACCUGCGCUUCUCCGAUGUUGCAAAGACUUGCAAAGAACAAAUGGCCAAUGGAUAUUACCAGUUCGAGGAAUGCCAACAGGCUAUCGAUCUGGCUUACUACUACGACUUCUACGAUUACUCGUGCGAAUACAAGGACGUCGGUAUCGUUGCUAAGAAUCUCACCAACAAGUUCUAUAACUACUUCCAGUAUGCUUUCUAUCCAUACUUCGAAUCAAACUUCUUCUAUCACGGAAAGCCAAACCAAAUCAGGGCUCAAUUCGAAUGGGCACCUUAUGGUGAUUACUACAAUGCCUCGUUCUAUGGAUCAAGCUAUGCAUUCCAGGUCAUGAACUACCCUGUAGAAAACGACUACUCGACGUACUUCCCAUACUUCUUCAAGUAUACUUUCUUCCCGCGCUACCAGCCGUACUUCCUGCAUCGCCUACCAUCGCACAAGAGACGCGAUCGUCCCUACCAUGAACUCUCUGGUUACGAGCAGUUUGCCGGUGCGAGCCGUAAACCCCAGUACCCGUCAUGCUCGUUCUCCAGCGAUUAUUUCUACACUUUCGACGACAAGAAAUAUUUCUACGAUAUGGGUGAUUGCUGGCAUACAGUGUUGUACACCGUUAAGCCCGACUACGACUUCUAUGCUCAGCAAUCUCACUUCUACAACUCUGACUUCGAGUACAAGUACAAGAAUGGAUUCGAAGAGUACGAACAGUUUGCUGCUCUGGCCCGCCGUGGAGCUGACAAACAGCUGUACUUCAAGUUCCUGUUCGGAGACAACUACAUUGAAGUGUUCCCUAACAACGGAGAUGUUCCAUACGUGACAUUCAACGGACGUCCCUACGACAUCAGCCAGCACAACAUUGCCCACUUUGAAUACAGGGAAGGCUACGAAAGAAUUCCAUUCUUCUAUGCUUUUGCUUAUCCUAACAAGGAUUUGGAAGUAAGCUUCUUCGGAGGAAAACUGAAGUUCGCCACCGAUGGAUACCGUGCUCGUUUCUUCUCGGACUAUUCUUACUACAACAACUUUGUUGGUCUGUGCGGAACCAACAAUGGUGAAUACGUUGAUGAAUUCGUCACUCCCGACCAGUGCUAUAUGAGCAAACCUGAAUUCUUUGCUGCUUCAUACGCCAUCACCGGCUACAACUGCUCCGGACCAGCGAAGGCCUUCAACUACGCUUAUCAUCAAAAGGCAAAGGAACAUUGUGUUAAGCAUGAGAUUUACCACGGCAACUACAUCUACGCUCAUGAAAAUUCUCACCCUCGCUAUCGCUUCUACAACCACAACGUCGAAGAUUCGUCCAGCUCUUCGUCUAGCUCUUCUUCCGAUUCUUCGUCCUCGUCCUCAUCGGAAUCCAACUCUCGUGAUAGAUCUUCCGAUUCCAGCUCCAGCUCCGAAGAGAACGAACAAAAGGAAUAUCACCCACACCGCCAAGAGCACACUCUGAAGGAAUGUCCGGUUCAGCACCAGCAUCAGUAUAUCGAACAGGGCAAUCAACAUGCUUCCACGCUGCGUCCGCUUCCAGUCUGUCAUUCCAAAUGCAUGGCCACGGACAAGAUCAGCAAGUACGUCGAUGUCCACUGCUUCGAUAAGGACUCCUCCGAAGCGAAGAAAUUGAAAUCCGAUAUUGCCCGCGGCAAUAAACCAGCUCUUACCAGAUAUUCAUCGGACAAGACCUACAAGUUUAACAUUCCGAAGAGCUGUGUCUAUAGAGCUUACUAAAUGAACUGGACAACUGAAGACCCCCUUUCUGUAUGAUGAAUCUAUGAAACGAAAAAAAUAAAC
Armigeres subalbatus is the source of this 6402-nucleotide messenger RNA. RefSeq names its product vitellogenin-A1-like. Gene Ontology annotation, biological process: lipid transport. NCBI's taxonomy places the organism in Eukaryota, Metazoa, Arthropoda, Insecta, Diptera, Culicidae. Gene Ontology annotation, molecular function: lipid carrier activity. The record is from RefSeq and is a predicted model, not a curated record.